UUCUGGAUGAAUUCAGAGCUUUCUGUCUCCAAAGAGAGAAACAGUGAUCCUCCACAUUGUUGCUGCAGUUGCUGGGAGCAGCGCACACACCUGUUUGCUCCAACAGAUGGUCUGCAGACUGCUGUUGUUAUGUCCGUGUUUGGAUACGGUGCGGUUGGUGCGCUGCUGUGUCGCUCCUUCUCACCUUUAUCUUACUAUGCAAGCUGACUCAACAGUCUUGUUCAAUAAGAUUUCUGUUGAGCCACUUGGUUGAAAGAACAUUUAUCUUACCUGGCGAGUUGACUGAGAACGCACAUAAACUGUAAUGAAACUCUUUAAUGUGUAUUUGCACCAGUAACACUGUUACAAUUAAAACUAGAAGUGUUACCGUGUCCGUUUGGAUGUCAUAUUGGUGUGGAUGUGAUUAGUUUAAGUCCUCUACAUUUGUGUGCAGGCUAGACUUGUGCUUCUGAGUCAUCUGCCUUACAUUUGCCGCAACAAUGAGUAAUGACUCCCCUUCUCUUACUGACAGGGACCUAAAACUUUGAUGUCCCUACACCCCACCACCACUUGUCCUUUUCCCCUUUCAGCCCAGCCGCACCCUCCUCUUUGCUCGUGCACUCUCUUAAAGGCCAGGCUAGUCUUUCAGCCAGCCUUGGCCCUUUCUCUCUGUUUGACCCCCCUCCACUAGCGUGAGACAAAGAGAGGAUAGUGACUGUGGCACACUGUAGCCAGGUGCUCUUCAUUGCUGCCCCAAGAUGUAAUCGCAGCAGCCCUCACACUGCACCUGCCCUCCCCAUUGUGUGGCUCUGUUGUUCACCUGCCCGCCCCUUGUUGAUUCAGCGGCCACACAGGGAAGGGCCUUUCAGACUCAGAAGGGGACUGUGUGUGCUGGCGCACGUUGAGUACGCGUGCCUCGGGGUAACUGGGUGUUGCAGGCACCCCCCCGCCCCCAUCUCUGUGCCUCAUUGUAAGGCUGCUGCUCUCUGAUUGGUGGAAAAUUAGACAGUCUAAAUGGGCGAACGGCAUUCAUUGUUGGUCCAUCUGUUCCGCCCCUCAUUGUCCAACUUGCCUGCUUCUCCAGUUCUGGUGGACACUCAGACACUGGCUGGAGUUGGAUGCUCUGUGCUUUACCUGCAUCUAAGGCAAACAUUGGCCUCGGAUGUAACUGCUGUGGGAACUUUGGGACUUGUUGUUUCUCAGUUUUCCAGUCUGGUUUUCAAGAAUUUUAAUAUGUGGACAUGAGCUAAUGAUAUCAGAUCUGGUACCAAUGAGUCGAGCUUUGUGAGAGGGCAGCGGUCAGCCCAGUCUGCUGGAUGUCUGUGACAGAUCCAUGGGCCAGAAGGACCAUGUGGAGGCAGGAGCAGGCCACAUCCUCGACCUGGGGCUGGACUUGGAGUAUCUCCACGUAGCGGGGGCUGACCGGCAGGCUGGUGGCGCUGAAGGGCCCCCUGCUAUGGAGGAGCAGGGGGAGAGCUCUGGCAUCAGCAGCACCGCCAGUUCCCCUCCAGCAGCUGUGGUGGAGGACAACACUGGUUCCGACGGACAGCCAAAGGCGGCACCGUCUUCCAGCACCACCCUCACUGCCGGCCCAAACCCCAAUGGAGGAGAGGGAGGGUCAACUCUCAGUAAGAACACGCACCAGCCGCUUUGUCGGACCCAGUGUGUGGACUUAGGCAACGAGGGGCCUCCUGAGCCCCCGUCUGAGCUCUCAUCAGACCUUAAACACAACACUCCUGCCGACUCCCCAGCCAGCUCCCUGUGUAAGCAUCCACCUCCGUCCAUUCCCUCCACACCAGCAUUCGAGGCUGGCGGGAAGGAGUACCAGGCUAAGCUGGAGUUUGCCCUAAAGCUGGGCUACUCGGAGGAGACGGUGCGACUGGUGUUGUCCAAGCUGGGCCCCGACACACUUACCAAUGACAUACUGGGAGAGCUGGUCAAACUGGGCACCAAAGCAGACAGCGAGCACCCAGCUGGAUCAUUAGCCUCUAUCUCAUCCUCUUCAUCCUCCUCUUCGUCUUGUGGUUGCUCCGAAUUGCUGGAUGGCCAGAGGUCAGACUCACCCUGUCCCUCGGACUCUCCGUGUGACCAGGACAACCUGCGGGCGAUCGUGGUGGACGGCAGUAAUGUAGCCAUGAGCCAUGGCAACAAGGAGGUGUUUUCAUGCCAGGGCAUCCAGCUGGCUGUAGAUUGGUUCUUAGAUCGCGGCCAUCAUGACAUCACAGUGUUUGUGCCUGCUUGGAGGAAAGAGCAGUCCCGUCCUGAUGCCCCAAUAACAGAUCAGGAAAUCUUGCGCCGCCUAGAAAAGGAAAAAAUCCUGGUCUUCACUCCGUCACGGCGAGUCCAAGGCCGGCGCGUGGUCUGCUACGAUGACCGCUUCAUUGUCAAGCUGGCUUUCGAGUCAGAUGGCAUCAUUGUCUCCAACGACAACUACAGAGACCUGGCUAACGAGAAGCCUGAGUGGAAGAAGUUCAUUGAUGAGCGGCUGCUCAUGUAUUCCUUUGUUAAUGACAAAUUCAUGCCCCCUGAUGACCCUCUCGGUCGCCACGGCCCCAGCUUAGACAACUUCCUGAGGAAAAGACCUGUCAUGCCUGAGCAGAAGAAACAGCCGUGCCCGUAUGGAAAGAAAUGCACUUACGGCCACAAGUGCAAGUACUACCACCCAGAGAGAAGCGCUCAGCCUCAACGUGCUGUGGCUGAUGAGCUGCGAGCCAGCGCCAAGACCUGCGUCAGCACGAAGAACCAGGGGGACACUGGGCUGGUGAAGAGCCACAGUGUGCCAGCUGGCAGCAUUGAGGCAAAGAAAGGUGCCCCGAAAAGGCAGUCAGACCCCAGCAUCAGAGCUUUGUCAUAUAGCGAUGCUGAAGAGAAGCUACUGGCAAAAGGGAGGGCAGAAAGCCUGAAGAACAGUUUGUGUGGCAGUAGUAGCAGCAGUAACAGCGGGACUACAACCACAUCCCCUGCCCCAGGAGGCCCUCCGUCUGGCCUUAGCCUUCCCCUCGACCAACAGUCCAGAGCAGCCACUCCUCACGGUCUCCUGCCAGCCUCCAGCAGCGAUCUUUACCCUCACUGCGAGUCCCCAGACCUGACCUACUAUUCAGUGACACGCGCAUACUCCAGCCUGAGCCUCUCCUCCAGACGGAGUCCAGACUGUCGCUUCCCUAACGACUCAGACCUGCGGCUAGGCUCAAUGGGCUCAGCGGGAUCUGAAUGUGGCAGUGAAAGCAGCACGAGUUGCAGUAGCAGCUGCGACUCGUACAGCGAGAGGCCAUGUCCCGGAUGCCCCCCGGAGACCUUACCGGAAGACAGCAUCCAUUUUGCUAAUCCCCAUAGCCGCAUGUAUCCUCUUCCUGCCCCAUCCAACCAUGAACUCUGUGGCCUUCAUCCUGCUGAUUACACAACUAUCCAGCACAGCCACACAUCUAAUACUAGCAUGCACAGUUACCACCUGAGUGUAGCACAAGGCCAAAGCUGCACUCAUGAUCAGCCCCCACCAGAGGCUCCUCCAAAGCGCCCUCUCUACCCCUUACCUCCUCAUCUCCAACACCAGCCGCUGGCUACUCGCUCCAGCUGCCCAGGUGACUAUCACUCUCUGCCGCAGUCUGGCCCUCACCCACCUGGCUCUCCUCUCAGCUGCCGCUUGGCUCCCACACGAGCAGAGAGCGUAUCUGACUCACAUCUGUACGAACACCUCUCCACUUCACACCAUCACCACCGACCAAAAGCUUUGCCCAGCUGUGACAGAUACUACAGGCAGCUGCCAAUUCCACCAUCAAGGUACGAGCCGUCUGCCUAUCAGAGCCUGCCAGACACGCGCCAUUCGUCCUGGCAUGCCCCUCCUUGGGUACAGGACAGCUACGCCCAGCACCACUCCUCACACCCAGCUCUCCAGCCUUCUCAAAGUCAUUACCCGAACCACCCACCGCCUCUGGCUCUGUCUUCUCACCCACCUCAUCCACCCGGCACCCCACUCCCACCUUACAGCGCUCACCUGACAGUGCCCUCCCACACUCCUCCCUCCUAUAUGCCACAGCACCCAGAAUCCCCCGUGCACAGCCGCUAUGGGGACAUGAGGGAGAAAGUGUACAUCAACCUGUGCAAUAUCUUCCCCUCAGACCUGGUGAGCCGGGUGAUGGCCAGGAGCCCCCACAUCACAGACCCCCAGCAGCUGGCAGCCGCCAUCCUGGCAGAGAAAGCCCAGGCGGGCUAUUAAGAAAUGAAACCAGAAAAUCCCAUUAGAAAACAAACUAAGUAGUUGGCAUCUGCAGACAAACCUGAGCUUGACACACUUGAAAGCACGUUGGGUUUGCACGGUCAUCUUUAAAUACUGGAAUGCUUUUGUAUUGUCAGCAAGGAGAGCAGUUUCUUUUCUUAUGACACUUAUGCUGAAGAUAAUCCCAAGUCCAUCAUCAGCGACAGCUAGAUCAGUUCAUCUUUAGUAAGUGUGGAGCGAGCGAGUCAUUUGACAAAUCUAUGACGCUGACACCAAGUGCAGGAAAUUGUUCAACGCUGGAUCUUUUUUUUUAAGUAUCUUAUUAAUGUCUUUCACAUAACUGACUUGUUAUGCAUCCAAAUCUAAAGACACUCUUUUGUUUUACAGCCAAAUGACAACCUACUUGGCAUCACAUCAAAUAUAUUUCACUGUCUUUAUGACCUGAUUCUGAUUUUGUGGAUAUAUGCACUGUACUUGCAGAGGGAUGGGAUUUUCUCCUUCCUAACUAUAAAGAAAGUGUGAGUCACAGAUAAUAAGUCAAAGUGAAUUUUAAAUAUUUUCCUGUAGUUUUCUUGAUUUGUUCUAUGACAAAUCACCAUGUGGUUCUCUAAGAUCACAUGACUGUUUCAGACUACUAUUUAACUAAGGUCUGUGUAUUAUAGUAACCUUGUCAUGUGUGUUGUGCAGCCCUUUGUGUUUUUUUUCCCCCCAUGUUGUUAAAAAUUGGCAUCUGAAAGACAGUCGUCUUAUUUGAGAUGACGUCAGUAUUUUGGUCAGAGUUGUAGCUGAAGAGAUGGGUGACCCUGUCGUGUGUACCUUAGUUUUAGUAAGGGACAUCUCUCUUUCUCUCUCUCUCUCUCUCUCUGGCCCUUUAUUUUGGGUCAACUCUGGUUUCUGCUACAGACAGGACAUCUCCACAUCUGUAAACUAAACGUAUGUACUGUAAAUAUAUUUGACAGCUUCCCCUGCUGUGCUUUCGGCUAACGGCGCCUCCUGCUGUCUGUAGCAGAUCCCAGCUGAAUCCAUGCUAGACAGAGAAAAACCUUGUUUGAUACAAAUUGUAUCAUUACCUAAGUCGCUGAUUUUAUACACAGUACUUGGACUCCUUGAUCUGUAUUUAUCAAACACUCUUGAUGUAUUGCUAUAUGAUGAAGUGCAUUGACAACUGUUCUGUUCUGUCUUUUAAACUUAUGGAAAUAGCACUGAAACAAUUACUUUAAAUAUGUAAUGAAACAAAAGGAGUUGUCUGCCUACUGUGU
This is a messenger RNA of Monopterus albus (swamp eel), 5451 nucleotides long. Its product is annotated as probable ribonuclease ZC3H12C. Gene Ontology annotation, molecular function: RNA endonuclease activity; mRNA binding; metal ion binding. Gene Ontology annotation, cellular component: nucleus; cytoplasmic ribonucleoprotein granule. Lineage: Eukaryota; Metazoa; Chordata; Actinopteri; Synbranchiformes; Synbranchidae. The coding region runs from base 1313 to 4192 and encodes 959 amino acids. The transcript is spliced from 6 exons. The record is from RefSeq and is a predicted model, not a curated record.